CAGCGGCGCCACACUCUCAGCCCACAGUUCCAGAGGAGACCCAAAGACUUCAGUCUGUCAGACAACGUUUCUGUCGAGCUCGGGUAACAAAACAAGCGGAGCAGGACCCGUCCCGCUCUCCGGGACAGAUUAUCAGAUUAUUACCAGGACGCGUUCCCGCUCUAUUCCCCGGGACGUCAGCUCACACUCCGCUUUCAGGAUACAAGUUAUUUACAGCAGCGAAGCGGAGAUCCUGGAAGAUGGGUCCAGUCCCCGCGAUAUCAGUCCUUCUUUUGGGCAUUGUGGUUCCAGCGCUGGGUGGCUACAUUGAGGCGCUAGCAGCCAAUGCAGGCACAGGGUUUGCAGUGGCCGAGCCACAGGUGGCCAUGUUCUGCGGGAAGCUCAACAUGCAUGUGAACAUUCAGACCGGCCGCUGGGAGCCAGACCCAUCCGGAACCAAGAGCUGCGUAGGAACCAAAGAAGGCGUGCUGCAGUACUGCCAGGAGAUGUAUCCCGAGCUUCAAAUCACAAACGUGGUGGAAGGCAACCAGCCAAUUCGCAUCGAGAACUGGUGCAAGACGGAGAAGAAGGUGUGCAAAGGGCACGCCCACAUUGUGGUGCCUUACAAAUGCUUAGUGGGCGAGUUUGUGAGUGACGUGCUUCUGGUUCCAGAGAAGUGCCAGUUCUUCCACAAGGAGCGUAAGGACAUGUGCGUCAGCCAUCAGCAGUGGCACGGAGUGGCCAAGGAGGCCUGCUCCAAGAGCUCCAUGAUGCUGCACAGCUACGGCAUGCUGCUGCCCUGCGGCAUUGACAAGUUCCACGGCACCGAGUAUGUGUGCUGCCCCUCGUCCCGCUCCGGGGAGGCUGCUCCACCUGCCAUGCCCACCGAGGAGGACGAUGAAGAGGAGCAGGUGGAGGAUGAGGAGAUUGACGAGACCGACAUGGAAGAAGACUACGUCGUAGAGGACAGUGAGGCACCGGCUGAGGAGCAGCCCACACAGAAGGAGGAGCCGCUGGGCGACGACGAAGACGAGGAAGAGGACGAGGAGGAGUACCACUACGUCUAUGAGGACGAGGAGGCAGACAAGGAGGACGAGUAUGAGAAGAAGGAGAGCCGCAAAAUGCCAGAGAGCCAGGACGAGGACAAGACUCUGCAGGAAGUGAAAGCGGUGUGCAUCCUGGAGGCUGAGACCGGCCCCUGCCGAGCCUCCAUGCCCCGCUGGCACUUCGACUUGAGCCAGAGGAAGUGUGUGCGCUUCAUUUACGGGGGCUGUGCCGGCAACCGCAACAAUUUCGACUCAGAGGAGUACUGCAUGGCCGUGUGCAAGCGCCUGACCAUGUCACCAACCCCUCAGCCCACUGAUGAUGUGGACAUCUACUUUGAGACCCCCGCUGACGACAAGGAGCACAGUCGCUUCCAGAGGGCCAAGGAGCAGCUAGAGAUCAGGCACCGCAACCGCAUGGAGAGGGUGAGGAAAGAGUGGGAGGAAGCUGAUCGUCAGGCUAAGAACCUGCCCAAGGCUGAGCGGCAGACAUUGAUUCAGCACUUCCAAGCCAUGGUGGAGUCCCUGGAGGAGGAGGCAGCCAGCGAGAAGCAGCAGCUGGUGGAGACUCAUCUGGCCCGGGUGGAGGCCAUGCUGAACGACCGGCGCCGUCUGGCCCUGGAGAACUACCUGGCUGCCCUGCAGGCCGACCCCCCCAGGCCCCACCGCAUCCUGCAGGCCCUGAGACGCUACGUGCGCGCCGAGAACAAAGACCGCCAGCACACCAUCCGCCACUACCAGCACGUCCUGGCUGUGGAUCCUGAGAAGGCUGCUCAGAUGAAGUCCCAGGUGACGACCCACCUACGUGUGAUCGACGAGCGGAUGAACCAGAGUCUAUCUCUCCUCUACAAAGUACCUUAUGUUGCCGAGGAGAUUCAGGAUGAAAUUGACGAGCUUCUCCAGGAGCAGAAAGCCGACAUGGACCAGUUCCUGUCGUCCAUCUCUGAGUGGCAGCCAGAUGUCACCGUGUCGUCGUCGGAGGAAGAGGAAAGCGUGGAGGUCCCCGUGUCCGAGGGGAAACCCUACCGGCCCGUCCAAGUCAAAUCCCUGGGCUCCCGUCCAGAACUAGAAGGCGAUCUAUCAGACUCCCCACGUGCCUUCAAGAAAGGCUCCGCCAUGUCUGGUUUAGAUGGUCUGAUAGGUGCUGAGGAGAGAAUCAUCAACAGCAAACCCAAGAUCAGCAACAAUGUGGUGAUUGAUGAGUCUCUGGAUGUUAAGGAAGUGAUUUACAGCGCAGAGAGAGUCAGAGUUAUGCAUGAUGAUGAGCUGGAGACCUACCGCCCCCUGGGAGAGGACUUCAGCUUCGGCAGCACUGCGCUGAUCGGCCUGCUGGUGAUCGCGGUGGCCAUAGCAACCGUGAUUGUGAUCAGUCUGGUGCUUUUGAGGAAGAGGCAAUACGGCACCAUCAGUCACGGCAUUGUGGAGGUUGACCCCAUGCUGACACCAGAGGAACGCCACCUCAGCAAGAUGCAGAACCACGGCUACGAGAACCCCACCUACAAAUACCUGGAGCAGAUGCAGAUCUAACAAGAGCCUACAGGGGGCGCUGUGGAGUCACAGAGGGGGAACAUACUACUGACCAAUAACAUAUGCUAUUGUUAAAAUCAUUUGCGUACAUCCAAACUCCAUUUACUGGUUUGUUCGAAACAAUCCUUAAAUAUUGCUACUACUGCUACUACUGCUACUAUUGUACUAUAGAGCUCUUUUUGAUUUCAAAAGGUGAUGUAUCUGCCAUUUUUGCAUUACGGAAAAUGUAAUUCUGCAGAUUUCUCUGUAAUUAUCAAUACAACUCUCUUCAGAUCAAGAUGUAUAACAAUUCUUCAGACGUUUUCUUUCUUUUUUUUUUAAGUAAAAGGCAAAUCAAACAACAUUUAAAUGUAUUUGAGUGGCCAUCAUCGAACCGGCAUACCAGACACUACAGUACUAAUUUUCAUCAUGCAGGUGUCCUUCAUGCAGUUUCUGAUGGUUUCUCUCAAAAAAGAAUUGGUGUUUUUAUUUUGUUUCUUUUUUCCUCUCAAUAGAUUGCCUGUAUAUGAAGGUUCUUUGUACCGAUUAAAAUGUAUAGUGAAACAACAAAUGAGAAAAAAAUGAAAUCAUGAAUUAUUUACUUUCCGUUCUUUGUUAUGAUAACAGACAAAAUAUACAUAUACAGUUUAAAUAUAUAUAUAUAAGAAUAGAUGUUUUUAAUUCACCUUUUGUUUUCCCAGGGAAGAGUCAGUUUGGGGUUCUGAGCUUAGCGGUCAUGAGUCGUGUUUGCAGGCACACUGUAAGAAAGAGUCAGGGAGGGGGGAGGUGUGCACAGACCCCCAGCUCAAACACAUCACACAAAACCUACUCUAAACCCUUACUAAGUGAAUGUGAUAACAUUUCCCCCCUACAACACACAACCACUACCAUUUAUCAAUAGGGAAACAGCAAACAUUGGUAGAUUAAAUAUUGACAUGUGUUAGUUACAUAGUUGAAUGUAUCCUGGAAGCUUUUUUUCCCAUACAUGGCUUUGAUUUAGUGACAGCGGGCGAUGACAUUUGUUUGUUUUUGUUUUUUUGUACAAAUUAUCUGUAGCAAAAACCAAGCACCAGAAAAAUGACUUAAAAAACUAAUGUAGGUAUGAUGUACACACAUUUUGGAGCAGCUGUUGGCUUUGCUGGUCAUAAAGCGUAACAGUCUGAUAGAUCAACACAGGGCCGGUCUAGGGGCACUAACAAUACAAGGAGCACCAUAGAGAGGGCCCAUCUGCCACCAGGGGGCCCCCAAUGAGAGAGAAUGUAGCUUAUACAAAGUUUUCUGACCCUGAACAUACAAAUUUGGGGAUUGUUAGAAAAUAAUUCUGGUGGAUAGUUUGUUUAAUAUGUUGGGGACUUAAACAAUCUAGAUGUUCAGAUGUAUGGGUAGACAGAAAAGCAAGUGCCGGCCCUGGAUCAAAGCCAAUUGAAGACAACUUGGAGCUGGAGGGCUGUGCAGGCAGACAGAGACACACAGAAAGACAAGGCUUGGAGAGCUGGUUUUUACAAACAAAAUAAAAAGGCUAACUUGUGUGUUUUUACAGGUAGAGAAUGACACAAACAAGUCAACUGAAUCCUAGAAUCCUCUUUUCUCUCUCUCUUAGUAUUGUCUUUGUAUGCCUGUAUAGUUGAUGUUGCAAUCAUGGUUUUUUUCCGGAGGAUUACCUGUGGUGUGCAUUGUUCUUAUAUGAAAUGAUAUGAUAUAUAUUUUUAAGUUUGUUUUCUUGUUUUCUAUUUUUUCCUCUUCCUGUGACAGUAUCUCUGUAUGUGACUGUCUCACUAUGCACCCAAACGGCUUCAAUCUUGUAACUGCCUGCUUGAUUGUGGGAAGGGACUGGGAACUAAUGUGUAUAUUAGUGAUUUUAAAAAGAAAUGUGAUUGACACCAAUGGAAACAGACUUAUGGUUACAGGGGGGAUACACAUCAAUAAACUCACAACUUCCAUAUGAA
Messenger RNA from Gymnodraco acuticeps, 4474 nucleotides. RefSeq names its product amyloid beta (A4) precursor-like protein 2 (gene aplp2). Lineage: Eukaryota; Metazoa; Chordata; Actinopteri; Perciformes; Bathydraconidae. The coding region runs from base 240 to 2549 and encodes 769 amino acids. The record is from RefSeq and is a predicted model, not a curated record. Gene Ontology annotation, molecular function: heparin binding; transition metal ion binding; serine-type endopeptidase inhibitor activity. The transcript is spliced from 18 exons. Gene Ontology annotation, cellular component: membrane. Gene Ontology annotation, biological process: axonogenesis; central nervous system development.